UGGAGAUGGAAGAAAUCAUGACUCCAUCCAACUUUUGAUUCGAUUCGAUUCGCAUCGAUCGAUGGGGUAACUACCGCUUAGUCAUCGUCACCGACCAACCACCAAAAUAUACUUAACUUAACUUAACGAAGACAGGAUGAGAUGAGAUGAGAUGAGAUGAGAUGAGAUGAGAUGAGGAUCUUCUUCAAAGCAUACACUUGUACUCGAAGAAAAAAGAAGAGAGAUAUGUCGAACCCCUUAUUAUACGGCCAACCCCGGACAAAAACUACCAAGUCCGACCCCCCCUCCUCUGCAAACCUCGCCUUUACCACCACGCUCUCCUCCCUGAUCGCCUCCAGGGACUCCAACAACGCCACAAGCCACGCGCGCCCUCGACCCUCCAAAGCCCCCAAACCGGACAUCUUUUCACGACAUAACAAGGGCGCCCAGAAACGCGCUGCUGCCGAUCUCCGCGAUGACAAUGACGCCGCCGCCACCACCGCUGUCCGCCAAACCCACCAGCGCUCCGGGGACAUCGGGGCCGUGGACGCCGCCACGCUCUACCGGUCCAAGAGACGCAUGGAGGAGAAGGCUCGCAUGUACGACGACAUGAAGAGCGGGCUCUACUUAGCGGAGGACAGCGACGAAGACGACGACCCAGGACCACAGGCGCAAGACGCGUACCUGGCUCGUCUGCGCCGCAAGGAACGAGAAGGCCUGGUGGAUUUUGAUCGCAAAUGGGCCGAUACCGAGAGAGCCAAGGGAUCUGGGUCCGGGUCCGGGUCUGACGAAGAUGAUGAUGAAGAUGAUGGCAAUGCCUCUAUUAUCUCUUACGAGGAUGAGCUGGGUCGAACGCGUCGAGGGACUCGGAGGGAGGCUGCGCAGGCUGCACGGGCAAAGGCGCAGCAGGACUCCGCGGGGGCAGAGACCAGUGAGCGCUGGCGCCCGGCUCGUCCGGAGAAUCUGAUUUACGGGGCUGCGGUGCAGAGCGAGGCAUUCAAUCCGUCUGCGAAUGUCGCCUCGCAGAUGGAGUACCUGGCCACGCGGAGAGAUCGGUCACCUACGCCGGAGGAAACGCAUUACGAUGCCGAUGCCGAGGUUCGGAAUCGUGGAACAGGAUUCUAUGCCUUUUCAAAGGAUGAGGAUGUUCGCAGACAGCAGAUGGAGGAGCUUAUGAAUGCCCGGGAAGAGACGCAAAAGGAGCGUGAUGCUCGACGCGAGAGGCGCGCGGCGCGGGAGCGGGCAAAGGAGAAUCGGAAGCAAGAGGUUGAUAAACUACGUGCAAAAAGACGCGCAGAAAUGUUCCUAGCUGGACUGGGCGAUGUAGGAGUUUUGGGAUAGCUUGGUAAUUUUUUCGACUGUUCUCCUGGGAGUUGUGGAUUUUGUUAACC
Molecule: messenger RNA, 1370 nt
Organism: Aspergillus ochraceoroseus IBT 24754
Lineage: Eukaryota; Fungi; Ascomycota; Eurotiomycetes; Eurotiales; Aspergillaceae
Product: CCDC174 family protein
Exons: 1
Coding region: 226-1320 (364 amino acids)
Cellular component (GO): nucleus
Source: RefSeq, a predicted model, not a curated record